UCCAACCCCAGUGUGCUCCAGGGCCUGCUCCGCAUCAUCCCAUACCUUUCCUUUGGAGAGGUAGAGAAAAUGCAGAUCUUGGUAGAGCGAUUCAAACCAUACUGCAGCUUUGACAAGUAUGAUGAAGAUCACAGUGGUGAUGACAAAGUCUUCCUGGACUGCUUCUGUAAAAUAGCGGCUGGCAUCAAGAACAACAGCAAUGGGCAUCAGCUGAAGGAUCUGAUUCUCCAGAAGGGAAUCACCCAGAGUGCUCUCGACUACAUGAAGAAGCACAUCCCCAGUGCCAAGAAUUUGGAUGCUGACAUCUGGAAAAAGUUUUUAUCUCGUCCAGCCUUGCCGUUUAUCCUGAGGCUUCUUCGGGGACUGGCCAUCCAGCACCCUGCCACCCAGGUUCUGAUUGGAACUGACUCCAUCACAAACCUGCAUAAGCUGGAGCAGGUGUCCAGCGAUGAGGGCAUUGGGACCCUGGCAGAGAACCUGCUGGAGGCACUGCGGGAACACCCUGAUGUAAACAAGAAGAUCGACGCAGCCCGCAGGGAGACACGGGCUGAGAAAAAGCGCAUGGCCAUGGCCAUGAGGCAGAAGGCUCUAGGCACCCUGGGCAUGACGACUAACGAAAAGGGCCAGGUCGUGACCAAGACAGCACUGCUGAAGCAGAUGGAGGAGCUGAUCGAGGAGCCGGGUCUUACGUGCUGCAUCUGCAGGGAGGGGUACAAGUUCCAGCCCACAAAGGUCCUGGGCAUUUAUACCUUCACUAAGCGGGUGGCCUUGGAAGAGAUGGAGAAUAAACCACGGAAACAGCAGGGCUACAGUACCGUGUCCCACUUCAACAUCGUGCACUACGACUGUCAUUUGGCUGCUGUCAGCCAUUUGUCCCUGGCGUCCUCCCCAUCCAGGUUGGCUCGAGGCCGAGAAGAGUGGGAAAGUGCCGCUCUUCAGAACGCCAACACCAAGUGCAAUGGGCUCCUUCCAGUCUGGGGACCCCACGUCCCUGAAUCAGCUUUUGCCACUUGCUUGGCAAGGCACAACACUUACCUCCAGGAGUGCACGGGCCAGCGGGAGCCCACGUACCAGCUCAACAUCCACGACAUCAAGCUGCUGUUCCUGCGCUUCGCUAUGGAGCAGUCGUUCAGUGCAGACACCGGUGGGGGCGGCCGGGAGAGCAACAUCCACCUGAUCCCGUACAUCAUUCACACUGUGCUUUACGUCCUGAACACAACCCGAGCAACUUCCCGAGAAGAGAAGAACCUCCAAGGCUUCCUGGAACAGCCCAAGGAGAAGUGGGUAGAGAGUGCCUUUGAAGUGGACGGGCCCCACUAUUUCACAGUCCUGGCCCUCCACAUCCUGCCCCCUGAGCAGUGGAGAGCCAUGCGCGUGGAAAUCUUGCGGAGGCUGCUGGUGACCUCGCAGGCCCGGGCCGUGGCUCCUGGAGGAGCCACCAGGCUGACAGAUAAGGCAGUGAAGGACUACUCUGCUUAUCGUUCUUCCCUUCUGUUUUGGGCCCUCGUCGAUCUCAUUUACAACAUGUUUAAGAAGGUGCCUACCAGUAACACGGAGGGAGGCUGGUCCUGCUCUCUAGCUGAAUAUAUCCGCCACAAUGACAUGCCCAUCUAUGAAGCUGCCGACAAAGCCCUAAAAACCUUCCAGGAGGAGUUCAUGCCGGUGGAGACCUUCUCGGAGUUCCUCGACGCGGCUGGUCUCUUAUCAGAAAUCACCGAUCCAGAGAGCUUCCUGAGGGACUUGUUGAACUCAAUCCCCUGACCGCGCACACGAACUGCAGCUGACGAAGACUGAAGCUAGCUUGCCUUCAUCCCUCUGUUCUUCCCUCCUCGUGCAUCGAUCCCCCACGGGAUGCUGCGUAUUACCCCUUCCUUCCCCCAUCUUUUCUUGGAGUGGCUUGGGGUUUUUAGGCUUCCUGUUUUAUCUUGUGUGUGUGGUGCACUAGCUAUGAAGUUGUCUGUGACCCAAGCCACCGAAGGACCUGUACAUACCUAGGAGCCAUGAAUUGGCCUGGCCAACUUAAUACUUGAGCGUGCACAUCUUGAAAAAUAAACGAAUGACUUAAUACACAUUGAAAAA
Otolemur garnettii (small-eared galago) is the source of this 2079-nucleotide messenger RNA. RefSeq names its product E3 ubiquitin-protein ligase UBR4-like. The transcript has 12 exons. The coding region runs from base 70 to 1761 and encodes 563 amino acids. Lineage: Eukaryota; Metazoa; Chordata; Mammalia; Primates; Galagidae. The record is from RefSeq and is a predicted model, not a curated record.